This is a messenger RNA of Coffea eugenioides, 4409 nucleotides long. RefSeq names its product disease resistance protein At4g27190-like. Gene Ontology annotation, molecular function: ADP binding. NCBI's taxonomy places the organism in Eukaryota, Viridiplantae, Streptophyta, Magnoliopsida, Gentianales, Rubiaceae. The coding region runs from base 218 to 3973 and encodes 1251 amino acids. The transcript is spliced from 8 exons. The record is from RefSeq and is a predicted model, not a curated record.
GCUGAUUCAAGACUUCCCCUAUUUCUCUCACCAACUCUCUGCGUGUGAUCAUCACGUUGGUUUCUCAAUUAUUCAAACAAAAAGAGGAAUUCCCCGUGUCGGAUUAUCAGCUUGGUUUUUCAAUUAAUCAAUCAAAAACUCAAAAAGAGCAAUUCUCCGUGUCCAAUUAUCUUCUUGGUUUUUCAAUUAAUCAAAACAAAAAAAGAAUUUUACAAUAAUGGCCAUCCAAGAAAUUGCCAAUUCAAUUUUGGGAACAAUUGCAGAGAAGUGUAUCGAUCCAAUUUUGCGUCAAUUUCGGUACUUAAUUUUCUGCAAAAGCAAUGUUAAAAGUCUGAGCGAUAGCAUCAAAAAACUUGAGCUAAAGGAAACUGAGGUGCAACAAUUGGUACGUCAAGCAAAAGACAAUGCCGAAGAAAUUAAAGCAACUGUUGUUGAUUGGCUGAAACAAGUUGAGGAUGCAAAGAAAGAUGCACAUACUAUUUCUGAGGGUAUGGAGACUGCUGAGGUGAAUUGCUUUAAUAUUGUCGGGCUUCCAAAUUUGAAGUCAUGCUAUUUGCUAGGCCGACGUGCGGUGAAAAGAACAAGUGUUGUUGAAAAACUCUUAGGAGAGGGCCAAUUUGAUGAAGUUGGAAACCUUCCUCCAUUGGGGAAAAUGCCUUUAAGUGAAUUGACCCCAUCCUUUGAGGAAGGCCUAGUUUCUAGGAUGUCAACAAAGAAGCAAGUGAUGGAAGCUUUAAAGCAGGAGAAAACUAGCCUAUUGGUGAUUUGUGGCAUGGCCGGCGUAGGCAAGACUACUUUGGUCAAACAAAUUGCUGACCAGGUUAAGUUAGAGAAAUUGUUUGAUGAAGUUGCCUUUGCAACUGUGUCUCAAAGUCCAGACAUGAGAAAUGUCCAAGAUCAACUUGCUGAGCAGUUAGGGAUGGAGAUAACACAGCAAACUGAUCUGCCAAGAGCUGAAAGAUUGUAUACGAGACUAAUCAAUAGUGACAAGAUAACUCUUGUUAUAUUGGAUGACAUUUGGAAAGAGCUUGAUCUUAAGAGUCUAGGAAUUCCUGUCAAAGGUGAAUGCAAGAGCUUAAAAGUCAUACUGACAUCUCGGUUAUUAAAUGUUUGUAGGGGCAUGGGAGCUGAAAUUUUUGAGGUGAAUAUCUUGCCUAAAGAAGAAGCAUGGCAUCUUUUCAAAAAUGAUGCAGAAAUUUCUGAUGAUUCUGCUUUGAGUGGUGUUGCAAAGCAGGUUGCAGAGGAAUGCAAAGGUCUACCUCUUGCAAUCGUUGUUGUUGCCGGGGCAUUAAAGAGCAAUCAUACUCUAGAUGACUGGGAACAAGACCUUGAACAACUAAAAAAGUACACAAUUAGAGACAUAGACGGAGUUAAAGAUUUAGUGUUUUCAACAAUUAAGUUUAGCUAUGACUAUUUAAAAAGCGAUGAAGCUAAGUCACUACUUUUGCUUUGCAGUUUGUUUCCAGAGGAUUAUAGUAUUCCAAUCGAAUGUUUGGUUAGGUAUGGUGAAGGGCUAGAAUUGUUCAAAAAUAGAUGGACGUUAAAAGAUGUAAGAUACUGGGUAGGCAAGCUUAUUGGUCACCUGAAAAGCUCCUAUUUGUUGCUAAAUGAUAGUGAAAAAGAAGACUCUGUAAAAUUGCACGAUGUCGUGCGAGAUGUGUGCUUGUCAAUUGCAUCAGAAGGCGAGCAUGAGUUCUUAGUGAGCAAUUCUGGAGUAGGAGAAAAGAAUUCUUACACGGCGAUUUCGCUAGUAUCGCAACAUUCCAAUCAUGAUCUACUUCCAUUUUGCAAGGAAUAUCCAAGGCUUAGGCUGUUGCGCUUGGUACUCCAACCAGGAGAACUCAACCUACCAGAAGACUCUUUCAUACGAAUGAAAGCUCUCUGGGUCAUGGAAUUAAACCACUCGCAAAUUGAAUUUCCACUGUCAUGGCCUGGCCAAAUGCUAAGGAGCCUUCGGACACUGUACCUGGAUUAUUGUGUAUUGGGCACUGGAAUGUCGUCAAUGCUGGGACACAUGAUGCAAUUGGAAACUUUGAGCGUCUUUCAAUCCAAAAUUCUGGAUGAUCGGUUUCCAGCUGAAAUCGGUCAGUUGAGUAAUUUAAAGUUGUUGGAUUUGAGGGUUGAAAGUAGCCUCCAUCCCUUGCCUAGUGGUAUCUUGUCAAGCUUGAAGAAACUAGAAGAAUUGUAUUUGGGAUCUCAUUAUCAGCUGCGGCUAGGGAAAGAUGGAAAAGAAGAAAGAGGAUGCCUAAAAGAGAUCUCAUCAAUCUCUAACCUUGCAUGUCUCCAAAUUGUUUUAUAUGACCUUAACAUCUUACUUCUAUCUUUGCAAGGAUUUGAUACUCAGAGGUUGUCAAGAUUUCACAUUGCAGUAGCUGAUUACAGUAAAAGAGAAGCACUGACAAAUGUCAUCAAAAACUAUCAAUUUCGGAAAAGCUUUGAGCUUCAUUUGUUAGAUCAGGAUGAUGAAGAGUUGAACCAAGUGUUUGAUCCUAAUGUUACUAGCAUUGUCAAGAGAACCGAGAAUCUCACUUUGGAUCUUGGUAGAUCAUCAUGCUUGAGGAAUCUUGUGCCUGGCUUGUGUGCAGACGGGUUCAUCUAUUUGAAAAAGCUUUAUCUGUAUAGAGGACAACAUGAAUGCCUUAUUGAUUCUACCGCCAACCUUGUUGCUGGAUCUGUUUUUGCAAAUUUGGUUUCCAUGACGUUAACACAUUUGGAGUUGAAAGAAAUAUGUAAGGGAGUUCUUCCACCUCGAUGCGUCAGCUUCGGUCAAGUUCAAGAGGUGAGACUUGAAUUUAUAGAUGCUUUAAAGUACUUGUGGAAGGGACCAGUCGAACAUUCAUCGCUUUGCAACCUCAGAUCUAUUCAGGUACUGCUUUGUGAUCAAAUUAUGACUCUCUUCUCACAAUCGACACUGAAAUGUCUAGUGAAACUCCAAAACAUAAGCGUAUCUGGUUGUAAAAAUUUGGAGACAAUUGUUCUGAGGGAGGAAAGUCUGACAGAGGAAGAGCUUGAACUACCCCAACUCAAAGUGUUAACCUUAAGCGGGACAAACUUUAUUGGUUUUGGCUCUAAAGAUGAUAAAGCUGUGGCUUUUAUUGACCAGGUUUCACUCCCCUGCCUGGAAGUACUAGAGAUUAUUGAUCCUGGUGAUGGCCCCGAACAUCUAAUAGGAGGGAAAAGGCCAAGUGGGUCCCUCGACAACUUAAAAUCCGUGAGGCUCGGGGGAUGUGACUCUAUUCGAUGCAUUGCCAAAGCUGAUACGGUUACAUUAUUACAAAACUUGCAAGCACUUCGCACGCUGAAUUGUCAUGGGAUGGAAUCCCUUGUCGACUUUGAGGGUCUAAAAGUUCGUAAUACUCCAUCAGAAAAGACACUUGAAAUUCUCCCCAAACUAGAGUCACUGGACUUGCGUGGCUGUCUAAGAUUAACCCAUAUUUGGAGGAAUUUUCCUAAAGGGGUUCGAGUAUUUCAAAACUUAAGAAGUCUAUAUGUGUACAAGUGCCCUUUAAACUGUUUGUUUCAUCCUCCUAGUGUGGCUGACAUGCUCAUAAGCCUUGAGGUAUUGACAGUUGAUAAGUGCUCGGAAAUGCAUGAAGUUAUAGGUGAGGAAGAUGAAGAGGUCAGCCAAGAAGAUAAUGCUCAGCAUCAUGACGUUGGAAAACGUAGAGAAAUUUCACUGGGAAGAACUAGCAAGGAGUUCGUGUUUCCUAGAUUAACCUCUCUGCAAUUGAAAGCGCUUGAGAAUCUUCAAAGUUUUAGUGGUAGUCACCGGGAGGAUUAUGAGUUUAAAUUUCCCCUACUCACUGAGUUGAUCAUAGUGAGUUGCCCAAAGUUGAAGAAAUUUUGUUCCGGAAAGUUGAAUGCACCAUUGCUUAAGAAAGUCCAAACAGUGCCAAGUGAUAUAGAGAAUUUUGAAGACCGUAGAUUUAAAGGAUCGGGCGAUUUGUCCUUUGUUAAUUUGAAAAUGACAUGAUUAUUUGCAUAUUAAGAAUGUUGUGGGAACCAUCAAAUUCAUCGAAUUAUGUGGUCUAGUUACCAUAGUCUUGACUGAACUGGUGGAUUGGGCUAUCAGAUAUGGAUGGAGAUCUUAAUAUCAUAUACUAUAAGUGUGGAACUUAUAUAAAUAUUAUGUGCUUGCUUUUGUCAUUGAUUUUCAAAUAAUAAACAUAUUGUGUAUAUAAUAUCAUGGCUUUUAAAUAAUAAAUGUAUUGUACGUAUCGUAUCAUAGACUUUAAACAUAAAGAACGAAGCUUUUUUAGUGGAUCUAAAGAUGCAUAUAUCCUAAUUCUCCUGACUAUUCUUUUUUGGAUGAUUGGUGAGGCUAAGAUCAUUGUAAUCUUCCUUGAACAUUCUGAUGAAUGCCAUGGCUCCCAUCAUGAUUAGUCUCUCUACCAUAAAGAGUUGACAUU